Cordyceps fumosorosea ARSEF 2679 is the source of this 1431-nucleotide messenger RNA. Its product is annotated as ATP-dependent DNA helicase recQ. Gene Ontology annotation, molecular function: ATP binding; four-way junction helicase activity; nucleic acid binding. NCBI's taxonomy places the organism in Eukaryota, Fungi, Ascomycota, Sordariomycetes, Hypocreales, Cordycipitaceae. The transcript has 4 exons. Gene Ontology annotation, cellular component: chromosome; cytoplasm. Gene Ontology annotation, biological process: double-strand break repair via homologous recombination. Bases 1 to 1431 code for a protein of 476 amino acids. The record is from RefSeq and is a predicted model, not a curated record.
AUGCCUACGCUGCAGAGGACCAACUCAUGCACCGAUAUUGGGUUCACGCUGCGGCGCCAGUUUGGCAAACCAGACUUCAGACCCCAUCAGCGUGAAAUCAUCGAAGCAGCCUUGGCCGGUUUCGACGUCUACGUGCAGGCCGCUACAUCGUUUGGCAAGAGCUUAUGCUUCCAGCUGCCGGCUGUAAUUGACACUGGUAUUGUGGUGUCGCCACUCUUGUCUUUGAUGAUCAACCAAGUUGAGGCAUUGCGUGCAUCCGGAAUCAACGCGAGCGCGCUCAAUAGCAACACACCGUAUCCUGAAAAGGAAAGAAUACACCGAGACUUGGAAACGGGCCAUCCCUUGACGCGGCUAUUAUACGUGACACCUGAGCUAUGCUCCGGCUCCCGCUUUCGUGAGCGCCUUCAAAAGGUGCACGAACAGAGGGAGCUUGCCCGAAUUGCCAUUGACGAGGCACACUGUAUAUCAGAAUGGGGCCAUGAUUUCCGCAAAGACUUUAAACGACUUUCUUGGUUCCGCGAGACAUUUCCCACGGUGCCAAUCAUGUGUUUAACAGCUACGGCCAACGAUCGAGUGCGUCAAGAUAUCCUCAGCGUAUUGCGGCUCGAUGGCGCUCCGGGGAGGAUCAAGGCGUUUCUGAUGAGCCCUUCGCGAGCCAACUUGCACCUAGAAAUACGAUACACAAAGGAUGAGGACGACAACCGUUUAUCAGACUUCCUAGCGUGGCUGCAAUCUGUGUACGAUCGCCGUAGGGCGGAGCCGCGGAAAGAGGAACUUCGGCAGUCGGGCGAAAGAGUCGAGAACGUGCCAGGUAUUAUCUACACAAUAUCUCGUGACGAAUGCGAUACGCUCUCGGCGGCGUUGCGGGCUCAGGGGAUCGGCGCACGCCCCUUUCAUGCGAAAUUGCCCAAGGACGUCAAGGAGGACACUCUCAACCGAUGGAUUAAAAAUGAACAGGGCUACGACAUUAUCGUAGCCACCACCGCCUUCGGCAUGGGCAUCGACAAGAACAAUGUGCGAUUCGUCGUGCACUGGAGGUUGCCCAAGUCUUUUGAGGGCUACUACCAAGAAGCAGGCCGUGCCGGGCGAGACGGGAACGCGAGCUACUGCUUCCUGUAUUAUAGCCGUGAGGACCUGGAGCGGAUCACGCGAAUGGUGAAAGGGGACUCGAAAGACAGCACAAGCUACCAAUCACGGCUGCGCAGCCUGCAAGCCCUCGCGCUCUACUGCGAGAACAUCAAAUCGUGCCGACACGCUGAGAUUUGUAAAUACUUUGGCGAAGCGGUAAUGCCGGAGUGCGAUUUUGCGUGUGACUUUGACAAGGAUGCGGAGGAUCUACAAGAAAGAUUUAGAGAGGGGCUGGCAAGCGAGGAAUGGGUGAGCACGCAGGCGAUGCAAGGCACAUAUGACGGAUAUUAUGACGAUUAUUAA